Molecule: messenger RNA, 2790 nt
Organism: Anopheles moucheti
Lineage: Eukaryota; Metazoa; Arthropoda; Insecta; Diptera; Culicidae
Gene: pyx
Product: transient receptor potential channel pyrexia
Exons: 6
Coding region: 1-2790 (929 amino acids)
Biological process (GO): transmembrane transport; monoatomic ion transport
Cellular component (GO): membrane
Molecular function (GO): monoatomic ion channel activity; protein binding
Source: RefSeq, a predicted model, not a curated record
AUGGAUACGGUGCGCUUUUCAAUCAUAGAAAAUGAGAUGCGCUGGGAGGACGAGUAUCGUAUGUACUACCAGGAGGCGGAUGAUGGUAGCGAACCGACGGACAGUGCCGGUCGCUUCCGGUUGAGCAUAUCGAGCGAGAGCGAUGUCGGCGGUGUGGAGAUCUCAUCGCCGAACCAACCGCACGAUUUCGGCAGUGGACGCGAAGGUCAGGAAGAGAUCUGGGCGUACACCGAUAUAGAGUGUGGAUUGAAGGAACUGCCGGGCGGCGAACGGAUGGCCGAGCUGCUGGUGUGUAGUUUGGUACCGGCCAGUGACAUCCUGCAGGACGCCAGCGAGCAGCGGGAUACGGUACUACUGCUAGCGGUUUGGUACAGCAAGCACGACCUGCUGCGAAAGGUACUCGCACUGGAGGGUGCUAAUGCGAACGCUUGUGAUACGGCGGGUCGGACCGCACUGCAUCUAAGUUGCUACAUCGGUGAUUACAAAGCGACGGAGCUGUUGCUACAGCACGGUGCCAAAGGUCAAUGUUGGGAUCGGGAAAAGACGGUCACCCCACUGCACUGUGCUGCCAGCUGCGGUAGUUUGGAAUGUGUGACCUUACUACUCGCGCAGAACGUCGACAUCAACGCCGGCAUUGAGAAGCACUCGGCCCUGCACUACGCGGUCAUGCGCAACAGCAAGCGGUGCGUCGAGUAUCUACUAAAGCACGGUGCCAAUCCGAACACACCGCAGGUGUACACGCAGACACCGCUCCAUGUAGCAGCCGCCCUCGGGUACAGCGAGUGUAUGGACCUGCUGAUUACGCACGGUGCCGACGCCCGUUCCCAGUACGGGCAGAAGAAGAUCACCGCACUGCAUCUGGCCGCCUCCGAGAACUAUCUCGACUGUGUGCGUUUGCUGGUGGCAGCCGGUGCGAACAUCGAUGCACGCAACCGGGACCAGCAGACACCACUGCACCUGGCCUGCCUGUCACAGUGUCACGAAACCGUCACGUACCUGAUCGCCCACCGGGCCGAUGUACAUGCGGUUUAUCGCGAUGGUCGAACCGCACUGCACGCCUCGAUCGUCAAGGAGUCCCGCUUCUGGGACUGUACGCUGAGCCUGCUGAAGGCGAAGGUGGACGUUAACCGGGCGGAUAACUUCGGCUACACGCCUUUGCACAUUGCGGCACUGAACGAGUUCAGCACGUGCGUGUACAUGCUGAUCGAGUACGGUGCGGACAUUACCGCCCGAACGAACGGUGGUGUGUCGGCACUGUCGUUCAUUAUACGCCGUACGCCGGAAAUUAUACCACGCUACGUGGACAAGCUCGAUGCGGCUAUAAGCGUAAACAGCAUACACGAGAUCGGCGAUGUGGACUGUGAGAUACGGCUCGACUUUCGGCUGCUCGUGCCCAACAAUGAUCGGGGCGAGACGGAACUGCUGCUCGCGUUUAUAGAGGUCGGCCAGAAGCGCAUCCUGAAGCACCCACUGUGCGAAACGUUUCUGCUUUUAAAAUGGCGCCGGAUUAGAAAGUUUUUCAUCUUCAGCCUGUUCUACCACGGGUUGUUUGUGUUGCUGUUUACCGCGUACGUGCUUGGGGUGUAUGUGCAGGACUGCCGGGCGGACCACUGUACCGCACCACCGUACAUACCGGCCAUCGGGUACAUCAUCAUCCUGUUCAACUUGGUGCUGCUGACGAAGGAAAUCUUCCAAAUGAUGCACGGUUUCGUUAGCUACGUCCGGUACUGGGAGAACUGGUUGCAGUGGAGCAUCGUGAUCGGUAUAUUUCUCUGCACGCACAAUACACUGAGCGAAUCGAACGCCAUCAUGAACUGGCAGCAUCAUGUGGCUGCGGUAGUCAUUUUCCUGGCCUGGCUCGAACUGAUGAUGCUGGUCGGCCGUUUUCCUAUUUUCGGGCUGUACGUGCAAAUGUUCACGACUGUGGCGGUAAACUUUUCCAAGUUUCUGAUGGCUUACUGCUGUCUGCUGGUUGCGUUCGGGCUUAGUUUCUGUGUGCUCUUCCCUAACUAUAUUGCCUUCAAGGAGAUACCACGCUCGCUGCUGAAAACCAUCGUUAUGAUGGCGGGCGAGCUCGAGUUCGAAGACAUCUUCUACGGUGAAAAUCUGAAGAUUGAAUAUCCCGCCACCGCACACGGUAUGUUUCUUGCCUUCGUCCUGCUGGUGACCGUCAUCCUGACCAACCUGCUCGUCGGUUUGGCCGUCAGCGACAUCCAGGGGCUGCAGCAGUCGGCCGGACUGGACCGGUUGUCCCGCCAGGCGGAACUCAUCUCCCGACUCGAGAGUCUCAUGUUUUCGCGCCUUCUGCGCAAAGCACCGAUAAGAAUAUGGGCGAUCUUUCAGAAGAUAGCGCUGCUUAAAACCUCCCGCUGCCGGUUACACUUUCGCGUCAAACCGAAUGAUCCGCGCGAAAAACGGAUCCCACGGGAGCUUAUUACCUCCAUCUACAAGCUGGUAGCCGAGCGGCGCGAACGUAAUCAAUCGAUUAGGCGAAGGCGAACCUAUCGCAACAUGCAAACAUUCAAUAACUUCCUGCUGGACGAAGUGGACACGACCGCCGUCACGUUGCGCCGGAAGCACUUCAAAACGGUCAACAAAAAGCGCACCAUAUCGGACAGCCCGUACGGUGGGAUGCGUCCGGACACGAUGCCCCCGAUAGUGCCGGCACAUCAGCCCGCUACCGGCGCAUCGUUGAAAACGCUCGAAGAGAACCAAAAAACCAUAUUAAAACGAUUGGACGAGCUGAGCAAAGACCUCGAUAUAGUGAAAAGUAGAAUAAAAAAGCCCUAA